Messenger RNA from Medioppia subpectinata, 624 nucleotides. The record is from the annotation of a GenBank genome assembly. Lineage: Eukaryota; Metazoa; Arthropoda; Arachnida; Sarcoptiformes; Oppiidae.
AUGGCAAUCUAUACGAGCACUGAGUCAUUGUCUAAAGGCUGUGGUAUCGGCUCCUGGAGGCCAAAGUGGUUGCAAAGAUGGGCGACGGCUAACAUGUUUAUACUGAUGCUGGCCAUCAUCGGUACACUACAGUCAUCAGCGUUUGCCUAUACCGUGGCCUCAGUCACCACUCUUGAAAAACGGUACGCUUUUAAUAGUUUCAUAUCCGGUAUUAUACUCAUCGCAGACGACAUAUCAGGCCUUAUAUUUAAGCCGAUUUAUGGCUAUCUGGCUAAUCAUGUUCACCGUCCGCGGCUUAUUGGUUGUUCAACAAUAUUGGUGGGCAUUGGCUGCUAUUUGGCCGCUUUGCCGUACUUUAUAUACGGACCGGCCGUUCAUCUAUUGAGCAAAACUGUGUCCGCAAACCAGUCGAUGGGCGCCGAGUUUUGUGACGCCAACCGUACACUAGUGGACGAGUGCGUUGAUGACGAUAAUUACUUUAGUUUCCCUAUACUUCCGGUGCUUUUGCCGUUUAUGUCGAUGUUUUUGAACGGUUUGGGUUCGGCGGCCGUCUAUUACGUGGGCAUACCUUUCCUCGACGACAGCGUCGAUAAGAAAAAGUCUCCGAUGUAUAUAAGUAUGUGA